This is a messenger RNA of Soboliphyme baturini, 480 nucleotides long. The record is from the annotation of a GenBank genome assembly. Lineage: Eukaryota; Metazoa; Nematoda; Enoplea; Dioctophymatida; Soboliphymatidae.
AUGCUAGUGUUCUUUGGCGCCAUCUCUAUCUAUGCGACCCGUGUGAACCUCAGCGUCGCCAUUGUUUGUAUGGUGGACGCGGAUGACACUCGAAACUUGAAGAAUAACUCCAAUCACGCAGGGGCAUCCACCAAUAAAACAACACCUCCCGGUCAGCAAGAAGCGGUCAAGUUCCAAUGGUCCAAGCAGACGUCUGCAGCACUGUUGGGCGCCUUUUUCUGGGGCUACAUGUGCACCCAGGUUUUUGGCGGAUGGCUGUCAGUCAAGAUCAGACCGACGAUCAUUAUUCUGGCAUCUGCCUUAUGUUCAGGAGUGAUAUCCGCGGUGUCGCCUCUGGCCGCAUCGAUCAGCUAUUCGCUGUUCUACGCUUGCAGGGUGAUUCUGGGAUGUGCUCAGGUCGAAAAGAAGACCAAAGUGAUAUUUGGCGGAUCGAUGAGCAGCAGCAUCACGAAGCUCACCCAGAAAUAUAAGAAAUACUAA